Messenger RNA from Astrephomene gubernaculifera, 4083 nucleotides. NCBI's taxonomy places the organism in Eukaryota, Viridiplantae, Chlorophyta, Chlorophyceae, Chlamydomonadales, Astrephomenaceae. The record is from the annotation of a GenBank genome assembly.
AUUACAGCAGUCCCAUUCCCUUUGCUUUUCUCUAGGUUGAUGCGCGCUUUGUAGACGGCAUGACCAUGGAUUCCCUUGGCUCUAAAGAGUUUAGGCUUGCCUAGCGCUUAACAAGACCCACUUCGGUUAAGGACUAAAGGACCAAACUUGUUAACGGAAGAUACUUAUUGACAAGAAACACAUUUCUACACUACACUUGUUGCGCCGUCGCAAAGCGAUACCUCGGGAAGCCCUAAUACCUGUCAGUAGACACGUGUAAAGGACUAAGCUGGUUAGGAAGGUGCACGGAUGCAACCUCUCGGGCUCCAGCGAGGGCUACGCCACCGGAUACCUUGUAGAUCGUCAUUACCCGUUAGCACACUGCUUUCAGUCCGGCCUAGGGGUCUAAGCCGAAAAGGAUGCGGGCUAGUAAGGUGCACAGGCGCAGCUAGCGGCCCCGUGGAUGGGCCAGCAGCAGCCCCAGGGCCCUCCAGCAGCAACAACGACCGGCCGGAGGAUGGCCAUCCAGCCAUGGUCGUCCAUCAGGUCGCCCCAGUCAGCGAGCCGCCUAGCUCCGCUGCCUCGUCGCAGCCUGCGCUGCCUAGCGCACCUGCAGACGCAGUACCUACUGCCUGUGCUGCAGCUGCAGCUGCUGCUGCCGACACCGGUGGUGACGCAACGACAGCAUCACAUCUGGAGUCGGGGACCACUUCUGCGACCCGCAGCAGCAGCAGCAGCAGCAGCGCAUCCCCAGACGGCUCGCUAGCCCCUGACACUGCAACCGCAUCUGCCUCACCAGCCUCAACAUCAGCACCACCACCACCAUCAACAGCAGCUGCCGCCACGGAAGGGGACGUCACAGCCCAGCCCUCCACCUCCUCCUCCUCCGCGUCUCCACCCCCGUCACCCCCCUCCCCCCCUCCCCUGCUCCCCCUGCUGGCCCAGCUGCCCUCCCUGCUGCGCCAGCUGCCCGGGUGGCUGGCGGCGCUGCUGGCGGCGCUGCAGCAGUUCCCCGCCUGGGUGCAGCUGCAGCGGCUGAGGAGGCUGCGGGAGGCGUGCGAGGAGCACCCACAGGACGCCUCCAAGCACGCCGCCUACCUGUCGGAGCUGGUCCGCAGCGACCCGCGCCAGGUGGUGGCGCGCGUGGAGAGCCGGCAGUACGGCAUGAGCCCCGCGGUGGCGGCGGAGUACCUGCGGGCGCUGGUGGAGACGGGCAGGGUGGGGGAGCUGGUGAAGGGGGAUGCGGCUGCUGCCGAGGCGGCUGCGGAGGCUGCUGCCGCGCCCGCCCCCCCGCCGCCCCCGCCGCGGACCCUGGGGGAGCUGCUGCGGGACCUGCAGGAUCAACUCGCCACCGCCACCGCCGUCCAGUCCCCCUCCUCCUCCUCCUCCUCCUCCUCGGAAGCUGCCGCCCCCUCCUCCACCACCUCCCCCACCCCCUCCCCCAACCCCACCUCCCCCACCACCUCCCCCUGGGACACCUACCCGGGCUCCUCGCUGCGGCGUCCGCUGCAUGUGGUGCUGGCGGGAGGAGGGCAGUUCCCCGGCCAUUCCUCCUCCUCCACCUCCUCCCCCUCCUCCGCCGCCUCCCCCACCCCGCUGCUGCUGCGCCCCCUGGCCACGCUGUGGCGGCUGGCCUCCCUGGCCGCACUGCUGCUGCUGGCGGCAUUCGCGUGGCUGGCGGGAAGCCAGGCUGUACGGCGGGUGCUGGCCAGCAGCUCCCUGGCCGCCUCCGUCAGUGCCGUCAACAGCGGGGGCAGUACGGCAAUGUCGUCAGCGGGGGGGCAGCAGGGGGGCGGGGGCGGGGGCGGGGGGCCGAGUGUGGAGCCCAAGGAGUAUAAGAAAGAUGAGUUGCCGGAAAAGUCUGUUCGCACGUUCAAGGACGUCAAGGGCUGCGAUGAAGCCAAGGAGGAGCUGAAGGAGGUAGUAGAGUUCCUGAAGCACCCCUCCAAGUUCACCCGGCUGGGUGCCAAGCUGCCCAAGGGGGUGCUGCUGACGGGGCCGCCGGGCACCGGGAAGACGCUGCUAGCGAGGGCGGUGGCGGGUGAGGCGGGUGUCCCCUUCUUCUACCGCGCCGGGUCGGAGUUCGAGGAGCUGUAUGUGGGGGUGGGCAGCCGCAGGAUGCGCGCUCUGUUCGCGGCCGCCAAGAAGCGCUCCCCCUGCAUCGUGUUCAUCGACGAGAUCGACGCCAUCGGCGGCAACCGCAAGGCCUGGGAGAACCACUCGCGGAAGACGCUGAACCAGCUGCUGGUGGAGAUGGACGGGUUCGAGUCCACCGACGGCAUCAUCGUGAUGGCCGCCACCAACCUGCCCGAGAGCCUGGACCCCGCACUCAAGCGACCCGGGCGGUUUGACAGACAGGUUGCCGUCCCCCUGCCCGAUAUCGCGGGUCGGCGGGACAUCCUGCAGCACUACCUGUCCGACAAGCCGCUGGGUCCGGAUGUGGACCGGGAGCUGCUGGCGCGCCAGACGCAGGGUUUCAGCGGCGCCGACCUGUCCAACCUGGUGAACGAGGCGGCCAUCCUGGCGGCACGGGAGGGGGCGGAUGCGCUGAGUCAGCGGGGGCUGGAGUGGGCCUUCGACAAGGUGCUGAUGGGACUGGAGCGGAAGAGCGUCAAGAGGAGCCUGGAGGCACGCAGGCGCACCGCCUACCACGAGGCGGGUCACGCGCUGGUGGCGCUGGCUACCCCGGGGGCAUCACCCAUACACAAGGCAACCAUCGUGCCGAGGGGGCAUGCGCUGGGCAUGGUGACACAGGUGGGUCGCGACGACGAGUUCUCCAUCAACCGGCAGCAGCUGCUGGCGCGCAUCCGCGUGUGUCUGGGCGGCACGGUGGCGGAGGAGCUGGUGCUGGGGGCGGAGCAGGUGUCCAGCGGGGCCACGGAUGACCUGCGACAGGCCACCAGCCUGGCUCGCCACAUGGUGGCCGAGUGCGGCAUGAGCGCCGCCAUUGGGCCCGUCUACAUCGCCGACGAGCGACACGGCGGCGGCGGCGGCGGCGGAGUGAGUGAGGCGACUCGUCAGGCGGUGGACGCGGAGGUGGCGGCGAUGCUGGUGGAGGCGAAGCGGGCGGUGCGGGAGGUGCUGGGGGAGAGGAUGCAGGACCUGCACACCCUGGCCGCCGCCCUGCUGGAUCGAGAGACGCUCACACGGGCUGACAUCACCGCACUGCUGCAGACGGAGCAGCAGCAGCAGGACCCGCCAACCCCGGGGGGCAGCAGCGGAGGGGGUGGCGGCAGUGGGCGGCGGGAGGGUGAUGAAGAGGCGCCGAGGGUGGGGGAGGAGGAGCCGGAUACCGCGGUGGCAGCAGCAGCAGCAACAACAGCAGCAGCAGCGCCGCAGAAGGCGCGGUUGUAGUCCUUGAGUCGCGGUUGUCCCUCAGCAUGCAUCAUAUACCGUUGACGUGGUUGGUUACUUACCGUUGCCUGCAUCAUCAUGGUUGUUGUUUUGACAUUAGCUAGUGUAUGAGGGAGAGCAUUGCUUGACGGCAAGCGGCGGCAGUCCUGGAAGUCGGCAAGGAGGAGCGGAGAGCGAGUGUGUGUGGGUGUGUGUUGAGGAAACUGGCGAGUGUGUGGGGGGGGGUGGCAGGAAGGAGGGGCAGGCACGCUUCAAGCGAUUGUGGUGCGGCAUGCAAAACAACACUUGUGACGCUAGCCGGCGGUGAAGUAUAGCUGGACAAGCUGCAGCAACCUCGAGCCAAACUGGGCUCGUGUGCUGCCGUACACGUCUACCGGCACCGGGCUAGGGGCACAGAGGCGGUGAUGCCGCGUCGUGGAUAUGUGCAGUGGCCUCUGAUGGUACUACUAAAGCGGUGUUGCGGAAAGUGGAAACCGGAAAGUGUUCAGAAUGGUUGGACUGAAGUAGGCAGUAGCAAGUAUGCCAGGGGCGCUGGGCACAGUUGCUUGAGUGACGAACGCUACGUAAUAACGUGUGGUAAGGUUCAGGCAUUUGUUCCAAAACCCCUCCUGUUAUGCUACAGCUCGGGAUGUAAUGGGUAUAUCAAGGCAGGUCCGGAGAUGCUAUUUUGGCGAGCUACGGCUGUCUUCAUCGUUUUGGGCAACCAUUUAACGAAUAUGUACGACUCCCAAGCGACGUUGGCGCCAAUGU